Molecule: messenger RNA, 2431 nt
Organism: Chelmon rostratus (copperband butterflyfish)
Lineage: Eukaryota; Metazoa; Chordata; Actinopteri; Chaetodontiformes; Chaetodontidae
Gene: pigl
Product: phosphatidylinositol glycan anchor biosynthesis, class L
Exons: 7
Coding region: 10-822 (270 amino acids)
Biological process (GO): GPI anchor biosynthetic process
Cellular component (GO): endoplasmic reticulum
Molecular function (GO): N-acetylglucosaminylphosphatidylinositol deacetylase activity
Source: RefSeq, a predicted model, not a curated record
GUCAAAAUAAUGAGUGUUUACCUGGCUAUCUUCAUAGUUUUAUCCUAUUUGGUUUGGAUAAAAUGCAUGUACUGUCGACAUCGGCGAACUUUGGUGAAGACGUUGGCACAUUUAAUGAACGUUUCACCGAGCAGAGAAACAAAAGGCGCUGAUGUCAAAGCUCUGUUUGUAACUGCGCAUCCGGAUGAUGAAUGUAUGUUCUUCGCGCCAGCGAUCCUACGACUCGUUGAAUUAAAUGCCAGCGUGCAUUUGCUGUGUUUGUCUGAAGGAAACUACUACAAUCAAGGAGCUCAGCGUAAACAAGAACUUCUCAACAGCUGUGCCGUGUUGGGGAUACCAGACUCCAGAAUCACCAUAUUAGACCAUAAAGAUCUUCCAGACAACCCCAAAGCCGAAUGGAGGGUCUCAUUGGUCUCUUCUGUAAUUGUGAAGCACAUAAGAGCUCACUCCUUCAACAUGGUGCUGACCUUCGAUGGAAGAGGAGUGAGUGGCCAUGCCAAUCACAUAGCCAUCCAUAAAGCUGUCAGCCAUCUCGCUUCCACUGGACAAGUACCAAAUGACUGCUGUUUGCUCUCCCUGAUGACUGUUGGCCUCUUCAGGAAGUACAUCUCCUUCCUGGAGCUUCCCCUCAGCUGGCUGCUGCCCUCACGUCUCUGCUGCUUUAUAGGCCCAUGGGGCUACGGGCGAGCCAAAGAUGCCAUGUUUUGCCAUCGCACCCAACUCCUGUGGUUUCGUUACCUCUACAUCGUCUUCUCUCGGUACAUGUUCGUAAACACAUUCCGAAUCAUCCCACAAGGACCAAAGAACCUGAAGAUCUAUUAAGUUAGUCUCAUCCAGUUGCACUGAUUGUUACUCUUGGUAUUGCGCUGCCUACUAUUUGAAUACUGUGAUGGGAGUGAAUUUAGUAGCUGUUUACAAAUCCGAUAAGCUGCUUUGCUCACAGUGAACAGAGAUUUCUUCAACACUUUGUCGGCUAAAGCAGCCUGAAUAUUUUUUCAUAAGCACUUGGCAUAAAUGAAACGACAAUAACUGUGAAAUAAGAGUAACAGAAACUUUUUAUGCCUUUUUUUUCUACAGAAACAUCUUGGUUUGAUUGUUUUGAGUCAUUACACUGUAUAAAAACAACACUGUUGUGUGAAUCUGUAAAUGAGCUUUAUUUUUCAUCGCACAAUUUCAAAGAUACUGUCCAUUUUUUUUCUGGUAUAGAGCUGAUUUAAAAAGAACUUUGAUUCAUGUAUCACAGUGGUGUUAUUUAGCUUCUCUCAGCUGUGUCUGCUGCAGGUUUAGACAUGUCUCUGAUGGUCUUGUGAGCUUGCAUGCUGUCUUCCCACUUCUCCCCACAAAACUUCUCCACCGUGACACUGCGGACAGUGCCUGGGUCCAGACAGUGUGGAGCGACACCUGGGAUGAAAAGGACAGCUCGUUGAUUAACCCCUGACCAAUACAGCUCACUGUCUCCAGCAUAUUUCACUGACAAAUUGUUGGUUAGUUACUUUUCAAGAGUGGUUUCCUGACAUCACUGUAAUCCAACAUACACCAUUUAUCUCUCCUUGUGAACAUUUCUGUUUUCUACAAAUACCAUAAAUCCAGGGCAUUAAAGGGCAGACCAGGUUGGUUAGUUUGGGGUAAACACAGCAGGAUGAUGAAAUAAGUUUACACCACAUGAGAGUGGUGUGACUGUCUUGUGUCAGCAGUUAGAGGUCAUACCGUAUCCAUCAGGGUUGGAGCGAGGAGUGUAGAAACUUUGAACUCCGCAGGUUUUACAGAAGGUGUGUUUAGCAACGUGAGUGUUAAACGUGUAUGUGGUCAGAUUUUCUGAUCCCUGGGAAGAAAACAUAAUCCUUAGUCAUUAACAAUGCUCUACUGAUUUGUAAGUUAAAUUGAAUCCAAGUCUUUUCUUAUUACCUGUAGGAGUUUGAAGAGAUUUUGUGGAACAAUAAAGUGAUGGUUUUGUUUCUUUGUGCAGAUGCUACAGCUGGAGAGACACAAAGACACACAUCAGUUCAUAUUCAUUUACUAAAAGUGUACAAGCAUAACAUGAUUUGAUGAGGAUGAUAGUUUCAGGAUAAAUAUUUUUUCUACCCAAACUUAAAAAUGUGGCUUCAGUGUCAGAAUGACAUUAUCUGGCAGGAGACUACCAAUUUAUUUUAUAUCUAAAAUAACAAGUCUUGGACAACCAUGAUUAAUCAAGUGAGAUAUUAUUGAAUUUAAUAUCCGUACUUGCAUUGGAAAACGUGAAGGUCAGGGGAACUCCAAACUUCAAAUCUAACAGCCCCACAGUGGCAUCCCCCUGUAUGUUUGACGAGAUCCAUUCUGUAGGUUAAGAGAAAAUAAACAGUCAUAAUGAAUACAUAUGUUCACAUUUGAUUAUUCUGGGACGUGAAGCCUUACUUCAGUCACUUUGAGGUCUACAAGUGGAACAACGGGAGAA